Schizosaccharomyces osmophilus is the source of this 1926-nucleotide messenger RNA. It is a transcript of the gene sdh1, whose product is annotated as succinate dehydrogenase Sdh1. The transcript has 2 exons. Gene Ontology annotation, biological process: tricarboxylic acid cycle; mitochondrial electron transport, succinate to ubiquinone. Gene Ontology annotation, molecular function: flavin adenine dinucleotide binding; succinate dehydrogenase (quinone) activity; electron transfer activity. The record is from RefSeq and is a predicted model, not a curated record. Lineage: Eukaryota; Fungi; Ascomycota; Schizosaccharomycetes; Schizosaccharomycetales; Schizosaccharomycetaceae. Bases 1 to 1926 code for a protein of 641 amino acids.
AUGCAUCGGUUCAAAACAAUUAAAAUAGCGGUUGAAAAAGGUGUAAAUGCUAGAUUAUUUUCAACAAAUGUUUGUUUAAGACAGGUUCAGUCAACUCAGCCUUUACGUGCUAAACAAGCCUCCACCCCCGAACAAGUAAAGUACCCGAUUAUCGACCACACUUACGAUGCUAUUGUCGUAGGCGCAGGAGGUGCGGGUCUCCGAGCUACUUUUGGAUUAGCCGAAGCUGGCUUUAAAACUGCUUGUAUCACCAAGUUGUUUCCCACCAGAUCUCACACCGUCGCAGCACAAGGUGGUAUCAAUGCCGCUUUGGGUAAUAUGACCAAGGAUGACUGGCGUUGGCAUUUUUACGAUACUGUGAAGGGUUCCGAUUGGCUUGGUGAUCAAGACGCUAUCCAUUACAUGACUAAAGAAGCUCCAGCUGCUGUUUUGGAAUUAGAACAUUUUGGUGUCCCUUUUUCUAGAACUAAAGAAGGUAAAAUUUAUCAACGUGCUUUUGGCGGUCAAUCUUUGGAAUUUGGUAAGGGCGGUCAAGCUUAUCGUUGUGCUGCUGUUGCCGACCGUACUGGUCAUUCCCUUCUUCAUACUCUUUACGGACAAUCUCUUCGUCACAACACCAACUUUUUUAUUGAAUACUUUGCCAUGGACUUGUUAAUGGAAAACGGUGAAUGCCGUGGUGUCAUUGCUAUGAACCUCGAAGAUGGUAGCAUCCAUCGCUUCAGAGCUCACAAGACCGUCUUGGCUACUGGUGGAUACGGCCGUUCUUACUUCUCUUGUACCUCAGCCCACACCUGCACUGGUGAUGGUAAUGCAAUGGUUUCUCGUGCUGGUCUUCCUUUGCAAGAUCUUGAAUUCGUUCAAUUCCAUCCCACCGGUAUUUACGGCGCCGGGUGCUUGAUCACCGAGGGUAGCCGUGGUGAAGGUGGCUUUUUGCUCAACAACAAGGGUGAAAGAUUCAUGGAACGUUAUGCCCCUACCGCCAAGGACCUUGCUUCCCGUGAUGUUGUUUCUCGUUCCAUGACCCUCGAAAUCCGUGAAGGCCGUGGUGUUGGUCCUGAGAAGGAUCACAUUUAUUUGCAACUUUCUCACCUCCCCGCCGAGGUUUUGAAGGAACGUCUUCCCGGUAUUUCCGAGACCGCCGCCAUUUUUGCCGGUGUUGAUGUUACCAAAGAGCCUAUUCCCGUUUUGCCUACCGUUCACUACAACAUGGGAGGUAUCCCCACUCGCUAUACCGGUGAGGUCCUUACUGUUGACGAAAGUGGAAACGAUAAAGUUGUGCCUGGUUUGUAUGCAGCUGGUGAAGCUGCCUGUGUUUCCGUACACGGUGGUAACCGUUUGGGUGCCAACUCUUUGCUCGAUAUUGUUGUUUUCGGAAGAGCUUGUGCUUUGCACAUCAAGGACACUUUGGAGCCUAAUGCUCCCCAUAAGCCUUUGGCUGCCGAUGCUGGUCUUGAUUCCUUGCAAUUCCUUGAUAAGGUCCGUACUUCAGAAGGUCCCAAGCAUACUAGCGAAAUUCGCCUUAACAUGCAGAGAUCUAUGCAAAGAGACGUUUCCGUCUUCCGUACUGAAGAAACCCUUCAAGAGGGUGUCAACAACAUCCAAAAGGUUGACGAAUCUUAUAGCGAACUCGGUAUCAAGGAUCGUGGUUUAAUUUGGAAUACUGAUUUAAUAGAAGCUUUGGAAUUGCGUAACCUUUUGACCUGUGCCGUUCAAACCGCCCAUUCCGCUUUAAAUCGUAAAGAGUCUCGUGGUGCCCAUGCUCGUGAAGAUUAUCCUGAAAGAGAUGAUGGAAACUGGAUUAAGCAUACCUUGACCUGGCAACAAAAUACUACUGACCCUGUUACCUUAAAAUACCGUAAUGUGGUCAACACUACUAUGGAUGAAAGCGAGGUUAAAGCUGUUCCUCCAUUCAAGCGUGUCUAUUAA